Messenger RNA from Xiphias gladius (swordfish), 3027 nucleotides. RefSeq names its product serine hydroxymethyltransferase, mitochondrial-like. The transcript is spliced from 12 exons. Gene Ontology annotation, molecular function: zinc ion binding; glycine hydroxymethyltransferase activity; cobalt ion binding. Lineage: Eukaryota; Metazoa; Chordata; Actinopteri; Istiophoriformes; Xiphiidae. The record is from RefSeq and is a predicted model, not a curated record. The coding region runs from base 79 to 1677 and encodes 532 amino acids. Gene Ontology annotation, biological process: protein homotetramerization; regulation of oxidative phosphorylation; folic acid metabolic process. Gene Ontology annotation, cellular component: cytosol; mitochondrial matrix; BRISC complex.
AUUAGAUAUUUCUUCUUCAAAGACAGGAACCAAAUGAUUUAUAGAUGUAGUCACUUUUAUCAGUGAUACAUAGUACGCAUGUCCUUUGCUCCCUCCCAGUGCUGUUUUUACUCUCACCCUUUGCACCUUGAAAGUGUUCUGUUUUCCCAGCCCUCUGCUGUCACAGACAUGCUUUAUUUGUCAUUAAGGCAAACAUUACGGUCCCUCUUCCCCAGGGUUUCAGGAUGUGUGGGCCCACAUCGCCAGAUCACUGUGGAGUCGUGCAGGCGAGGCCUCAGCAACGCCAGUGGUUGGACGGGACAGGAGAGCCUGGCCCAGGAUGACCCAGAGAUGUGGAGCCUCCUGCAGCAGGAGAAGGACAGGCAGUGCCGGGGACUGGAGCUUAUUGCAUCAGAGAACUUCUGCAGCCGUGCAGCGCUUGAGGCCCAGGGAUCAUGUCUGAAUAACAAAUACUCUGAGGGAUACCCAGGACAAAGGUACUAUGGUGGUGCAGAGAUCGUAGACCAGAUUGAGCUGCUGUGUCAGAAACGAGCGCUCACCGCCUUUGGUCUGGACUCAAAUUUGUGGGGCGUCAACGUCCAGCCAUACUCCGGCUCCCCCGCUAACUUUGCGGCCUACACAUCUGUACUGCGGCCUCAUGACCGCAUCAUGGGCCUGGAUCUGCCCGACGGAGGACACCUUACCCACGGCUACAUGACAGAUGCCAAGAGAAUCUCAGCCACCUCCAUCUACUUUGAAUCGAUGCCUUACAAGCUGGAUCCCAAAACGGGUCUGAUAGAUUAUGACCAGCUAGACAGGAUGGCCCGACUCUUCAGACCUAGACUCAUCAUAGCAGGAACCAGUGCCUACGCUCGCCUCAUCAACUACGCUCGCAUGAAGAAGCUGUGUGUGGAGCUGAAUGCCUACCUGCUGGCAGACAUGGCUCAUAUCAGCGGCCUGGUGGCAGCAGGGGCCGUUCCCUCACCUUUCGAACAUGCCGACCUGGUCACCUCCACUACCCAUAAGUCCCUGCGUGGAGCAAGGGCUGGUCUGAUCUUCUACCGGAAAGGUGUGCGUUCUGUGGAUAAGAAAGGUCGGGAGGUGACCUACGACCUCCAGGACAGGGUGAACUUUGCCGUGUUCCCGUCACUUCAGGGAGGACCUCACAACCACGCCAUUGCCGGGGUGGCCGUCGCCCUCAAACAGGCUUCCACUCCCAUGUUCAAACAGUACAUAGCUCAAGUGCUGCUGAACGCCAAGGCCAUGGCUAACGCUCUGCUGAAGAAAGGCUACACCCUGGUGUCAGGUGGAACGGACAACCACCUGGUCUUGGUUGACCUUCGACCUCGCGGGAUGGACGGGGCUCGGGCUGAGAGGGUCCUGGAGCUGGUGUCCAUCACCGCCAACAAGAACACCUGCCCGGGAGACAAGAGCGCCCUCACUCCAGGAGGACUUAGGCUGGGAACCCCAGCUCUGACCUCCCGACAGUUCAGCGAGGCAGACUUUGAGAAGGUUGUGGAAUUUAUUGAUGAAGGGAUUCAGAUCGCUCUGGAUGUGAAGAAGAAGACUGGAAACCUGGCCAGCUUCAAGUCCUUCCUGUUGGAGGACCCAGAGACAGUGUCGCGCACCGCAGACCUCCGCCAGCGGGUGGAGCUAUUCUCCAGGCCCUUCCCCAUGCCGGGAUUCAUUGACCACUGACAACACCACAGGCAGAAAGGCAGUUUCCCCAUCACCUCGUGAACCCACUGGAUCCUCUAGACCUCCUCUAAUGUAACGUGGACAUUUCUGCCCCCAGUCAAAUUUCCGUAUCAACUCAUCACAUUAUAUCUGCCAGAUAACAUGAAAAGUGUAAUAUGAUGCAAAUGUAUCAAAGCCUGAUAAAUAAAAAAGUCACAUCAUACACAUUUCUGGCUAAUGUAUCAAGGCUCUUCAUAAUAACAUCAGCACUUAACUUUGCUCAAAAGAAAAAGAUAUUAUUAAGUGUUGAGUGAAAUUAUAAAAUAGUCAAAUAAUUCCAGUGUCACACAUUUAUUAGUUUUUAAUGGCUCUAACAAUAAUACUAAUGGUAACAAUAAUGUAAUAACUUACUACAAGUUGUGUUAUAUUUACACCACAUUAUUAUAUUUAUAACACAUUAUAAUGUAUUAAUAAGCAGAUAUAAGUGUUUAUUAAUGUAUUUGUCAACAACUAUAACGCAUCUCGUGGGAACCUAUGAAAGGAGGCUGUUGUAUAAAAACCUAAUGAAUGAUGAUAUAGUAAAACACCUAAACAUGUCCUUAUAUCCACUUACAGCCACCUUAUAAUGUGUUAUAAGUCUUUUAUUAAGUAUUCAUAUACUACUAAUAAAUAAUACAUAAGGAGACUUACAGUAAAGUGUUACAUUAUGUCUUAUGCUUUUUAUGAAAUGAUACCACAAUAGUGGGAUGAUGUUAAAUGUGCAGCAGGUUAUCACAUCCGCAGGUUUAAUUGCAUUAGCAUCUCAUUCAGCAGAACAAUUUGUUACUCUUGACUUUCUACUUAUUACAGUACUGGGCAAAAUUCUUAGAGGACAUUUUGGGAAAUGAUUUUUGAAGCUACUAGAUAUGGAAACUGAUUUGUUUUGAGAAGACAAGCGAUGUUGAGGUCGAUAAUGGUGAUAAUUUCCAUUAAGAUGAAAUAAUUUUUAAAAAAGAUUUUUUUAAAAUGUUGCACAGUACUGUACAUUAUGUGGCAGCUGAUACGUCAACGAGUUUUCACUUCACAUACAGGAGAGCUAAGAAGGACUUGAAGUGUUCUAGUGUUUUCAGGUAUUUGGCUCUUUGUCACUAAGCGCUCUUCAGAGCCCUCAUUGGUGUCAGGCUUUGUCCCGGGCCCUGGGAAACUCCCAGCAGCUGUGUUGGGAAUUGAACACACGUGAUGUUUACAACCACAAACCAAAAAUGGGAAACAGUUAAACCACGUUAACAUUUUUAAUUGACGUUUUUAGGCUUUUUUUUGUAAAACAUACUAACGUCACCUACUUUACCCUCACUUUGAUUAGUUAUUGUAAAGGAUUUGUAAUCUUCUUAA